AUGUUAUUUAUAUUAAUUGCUAUAGUAUUAUCUAAAGAAGAUUAAACAAUAAGGAUUGGAUAGAGUUGUGCAACUAAAUUAACUGGGUAUUUUUGGAAUAACUAAUAAUGUGUCUAAUGUAAAUAACCCUCUUGUAAAUGUUCAGAAUCAAGAGGAUGUGAUUCAUGUUUGAAUUCAUAUUAUUAUGAUUCAACAAUCAAAACUUGUACUCCUUGUCCUAAAGGAUGUUUAAAAUGCUGUAAAUCUCAUGAAAUGACUUAAUUCAUUUGUACUCUCUGCCAAGAUGGUUAUAUUAUGAUUAAUGGAGUAUGUCUAUAUGUUCAUGCAUGCAGUAGAAUAUCUAUUCAUGGCAGAUGUUAAAAAUGCUUCGAUUAACACUUUCUUUAAGAAACAUGUUAACCUUGUCCAAAUGGAUGCUCUUCUUGUGAUUCAUAAUAUUAUUGUACUAGUUGUUUAGAUGGUUAUUAUAUGGCUAUUGAUCAAUAAAGUCUCACUUGCUUAACUUGUAAUCAAGAAAAUUAAUAAGGAUGCAAGUCGUGUCAAUUAGAAGAUUAAAAAAUAGUUUGUUAAAGUUGUCUAGAAACUUAUUAUUUUGAUCAAGAAAAUGAUUUGUGUCUCAAAUGUCCAACAGGAUGUUUCACCUGUCAAAACCCUAAUUAAUAACCAUAAAUAUGCUAUUCUUGUUUAACUGGUUAUUUAUUAGCUGCAGAUGAUUCAUAUUGUGAAAAUUGUUAAGAUUAAAUUAAAAAUUGUAUGAAAUGUACUACUAAUGAAAAGGGCAAUAAUUUUCUUUGUAUUGAUUGCUACAAUGGAUAUUAUUUGGCUUCAGAUUCUAGAUCCUGUAUUGCUUGUGAUAAUGGUACUAAUAACUUUAGAAGAUGUAAUUCUGAAUCUCUACCUACUCAAUGUAAUGUAGGGUAUUUACUUUUUCAAGAUUCAUAAUAAUAUUAAUGUGUUAAAAAUUCUAAUAAUUGUUACACCAUUGAUAAUUUCUAAGGUUAAUGUUCGGAUUGUAAUUUUGGAUUUAAUGUAGUUUUUGAUUUAGCUUUGUAAAUUAAAGUAUGCAAAAAUUGUACAUUAAAUAUUCCUUAAUGUAUUACUUGUGGUGCUGAUAAUAAUAAUUAACUCAUCUGUAAAGAAUGUUAAAAUGGCUAUUUCGGAAAUCUAUGUGCACCUUGCACUUCUAACUGUUAAACAUGUUUAAGUGAAACACUUUGUUAAACAUGCCUUUCUGGAUAUUAUUUAGAUGAUUCAAACUAAUGUCAAAGCUGCUAAAUAAGCUUUUGCAUUUAAUGUUCAGCUUUGAAAACUUGCACUAAAUGUUAAUUAAAUUAUGGCCUUUUUGACGCCAUUUGUAAACCCUGUUUAACAGGUUGUGAAAAUUGUGAUGGCAAUCUUGAUGAAUGUAAUAAAUGUAGUGAAAAAUAUUAUUUGACCCCAGUUGAUAAUAAUUGCAAAAGAUUUAAAGAAAAUUGUCUUGCUACAAAUAUCAAUGGUUAUUGUUAUCUUUGUGAAACUAAAAUAGAAUAUGAUUAAGCUCAAGAUCUCUUCUAUGAUGAGAAUGCAGAACUUCCAAUAUUCAAAGAAUAAUCAGAUAGUUAAUUUUUUAUUAGCAAUAAUGGAUACUGUUUAAGUUGCAAUGAUUAUAUAACUGGAACUUUUAACUGUCCAUAAAUAUGCAAAGUAGAUGAAGAAUUUACAUCAAGUCUUUCAGUUUUCUUUUUAAUUUUAUUAAUAUUAUAAUGA
This is a messenger RNA of Paramecium sonneborni, 1746 nucleotides long. Lineage: Eukaryota; Ciliophora; Oligohymenophorea; Peniculida; Parameciidae. The record is from the annotation of a GenBank genome assembly.